Molecule: messenger RNA, 2491 nt
Organism: Drosophila santomea
Lineage: Eukaryota; Metazoa; Arthropoda; Insecta; Diptera; Drosophilidae
Gene: Ir87a
Exons: 4
Coding region: 1-2394 (797 amino acids)
Source: RefSeq, a predicted model, not a curated record
AUGUCCACACCUGAGCAACUAUUUCGGUUGGCGGCCUUGCUGUUCCUCUUGAGUCAGCAUUCCGUAGUCCACGGAUUCGGAAUAAACCUGAUGAAGGUUUCGGCCGAGGAUAAAGGACUGGAGGCUUGCAUCCUGGCAUUGCUGCGGAAAUAUUUCGAUUCUGGGGAUGGACUCUCCGGCUCAGUACUCUGCUUCAAUCGCAACUAUCAGUUGCCCAAUGUCGAAGAGCAGUUCCUAAGAGGCAUGAACAAUUACGAGAAGUAUCCUUGGAGCCUUGUGAUAACCAACUCCAGGGAGGGUCCUUCCACAUCGCACUUUCUUAUGAACGAGAAGCCACAGUGCUACUUCCUCAUUGUGGAGAGCCUGGAUGAUGAGGACCUAGAUGAGGUAUUCGAGCACUGGAAAAGCAUGGUCAACUGGAAUCCCCUGGCCCAAUUCGUCGUCUAUUUGGGCAGUUUGGAGGAAACGGACGAGGAGAUGACCGAUCUAAUGGUGGAACUUCUACUUACAUUCAUAAACAAGAAGAUCUUCAACGUGAAUGUUAUAGGGCAGAGCGAGGAAAACCAAUUUUACUACGGCAAAACUGUAUUUCCCUACCAUCCGGACAAUAAUUGUGGCAAUCGCGUGAUAUCUGUGGAAUUACUGGAUGCCUGCGAUUAUCCGAGUGAUGAAACGGAGAGCGAGGACGAAAGUGAUGAAGAGGAGGGAGACGGAGACCAGGAGGAGCAAGAUGGAGACCAGGAGGAGGGAGAUGGAGACCAGGAGAAUGACGAGGAAAAUGACUUUCAAAUUGGGGAAAGAGGUGAAAAUUCAGAAACCCCUUCUAGUCAAGAAGUUAAUGAUGAUACUAAUAACGAGGACAACACUGAUGAGUUCCCUGAAAAUCCAACAGAUGAUGAUGAACUAGAGAACGAUUUGAGUUCCAAUUCCUCAGAGCCGGUAGCCACAAUUGAGGAAUUCUUUCGGGCAAAGUUCGAGGAUAAAUUCCCCCGCGAUCUCAGUGGAUGUCCACUCACCGCAUCGUUUCGCCCAUGGGAACCAUAUAUCUUUCGCAACAGCGAGGAGCAACCCGUGGAGGACUACUACUACGGCUUCCAAGGGGAUGGAGAUGACUACAACGACACAUCCCCCAGUUAUGGCGAAGCGGACGACGAGAGCUAUGCCGAUGCAGAGGAGGACGGUGAUGGAGCCAUUCCAGACACCGAAACUCAGUCUGGAAAGCUCAAGUUGAGUGGAAUCGAGUACGAAAUGGUGCAGACCAUCGCCGAACGCCUGCACGUUAGCAUCGAAUUGCAGGGCGAAAACAGCAACUUGUACCACCUGUUUCAGCAACUGAUUGACGGUGAAAUAGAGAUGCUAAUCGGUGGCAUAGAUGAGGACCCGAGCAUCAGUCAGUUCGUCUCCAGCUCCAUUCCCUAUCAUCAGGACGAACUCACAUGGUGUGUGGCUAGGGCAAAGCGCCGACAUGGAUUCUUCAAUUUCGUGGCCACUUUCAAUGCGGAUGCUGGAUUCCUGAUCGGACUCUUUGUGGUCACAUGCUCUCUGGUGGUUUGGCUGGCUCAACGCGUCUCCGACUUCAAGCUGCGGAGUUUCAAUGGAUAUUUCCCCAUCUGCUUGAGGAUGUUGGGAAUCUUGCUUAACCAGGCCAUUCCAGCACAGGAUUUUCCAUUUACUUUAAGACAGUUGUUUGCGCUGUCGUUUCUAAUGGGCUUCUUCUUUAGCAAUACAUAUCAGAGCUUUCUGAUCAGCACACUGACAACUCCACGUAGUUCCUAUCAGAUCCACACUCUGCAAGAGAUCUAUAGCAAUAAAAUGAUCGUGAUGGGCACCACCGAGCAUGUCAGACACCUGAACAAGGAUGGGGAGAUCUUCAAGUACAUCCGCGAAAAGUUUCAAAUGUGCUACAAUUUAGUGGAAUGCCUCAAUGAUGCAGCGCAGAACGAAAACAUCGCAGUAGCUGUUUCCAGGCAGCACUCGUUCUACAACCCGCGAAUCCAACGAGAUCGUCUCUACUGCUUCGAUCGACGGGAAUCCAUGUAUGUCUAUUUGGUCACCAUGCUACUGCCGAAGAAGUACCAUCUCCUGCACCAGAUUAACCCGGUGGUUCAGCAUAUCAUCGAAUCGGGUCACAUGCAAAAGUGGGCUCGCGAUCUGGACAUGCGGCGCAUGAUUCACGAGGAGAUAACUAGGGUGCGGGAGGAUCCUUUCAAGGCUCUCACCUUUGAUCAGUUUCGCGGAGCCAUCGCCUUUUCCGGGGCACUUUUGCUGGUUGCCAGCUGCGUCUUUGCCUUCGAGUUGUGCUACUUUAGGUUUGUCUAUCGAUCUAGGAAAAAGGAAAAGAAAUCAAAAAACUUACGAAAAAAAGACCAUAGUAUUAAAAUUUUACGUCAUUAGACAAAGAAUUGCAAUAUAUAUAUAUAUAUAAUAUAUGAUUAAUAAUUACUAAGUUGACCAUUCCAGUUAUGAUAAAAUCUGAAAACCCCAUGUAGCA